This is a messenger RNA of Cutaneotrichosporon oleaginosum, 1495 nucleotides long. RefSeq lists its product as uncharacterized. Lineage: Eukaryota; Fungi; Basidiomycota; Tremellomycetes; Trichosporonales; Trichosporonaceae. Gene Ontology annotation, molecular function: RNA binding; pseudouridine synthase activity. Gene Ontology annotation, cellular component: mitochondrion. Gene Ontology annotation, biological process: mRNA pseudouridine synthesis; tRNA modification. The record is from RefSeq and is a predicted model, not a curated record.
CCCAUCCCCCUCACAGCAGAUGACUCCGACGCCGACGCUCCCCCUCAACGGUCUCUUUCCCAUCGCCAAGCCUUCGGGCCCCGGCUCGAUGCGCGUCAUCGAGGCCAUGACGCCGCUCCUCCUCGAGUCCCGCUUGUUCACUGACCCCAACUUGCCGCCUGGUGGGCGCGAGAAGGAGCGUAACAAGCGCAAGCGCAACAAGACGCACAUGGGGCUCAAGAUUGGACAGGGUGGUACUCUGGACCCGCUGGCAGAUGGCGUACUUGUCAUCGGCGUGGGGCGGGGCACCAAGCACCUCAACCGAUUCCUCGAGUGCUCAAAGGAAUACGUCUCGAUUGGUCUCCUCGGCGCCGCAACCACGUCAUAUGACUCGCAAGACCCGGUCAUCUCGACCGGCAACUUUGACAACAUCACCCGUGAGGACGUUGAGAAGGUGCUCGAGCAGUUCCGUGGCAAGAUCAAGCAGACGCCCCCUAUCUUUUCCGCGCUCAAGAUGGACGGCAAGCCGUUGCAUGAGUAUGCGCGCGAGAACAAGCCACUUCCUCGCCCCAUUCCUGUGCGCGAGUGUCAGGUUGAGAUCGACCUGAUCGAUUUCACGCCUGCGCAGGUGACUGAGGGUGAUGGCGGCCACACGUACCGCUGGCCUGAGGCGCGGCUGGACGACGCACAGAAGGAGACGUUCCGCCGUCUCACGAAGAUGGUGCAUGAUGCCAACGAGGCGGCUCAGGAGAAGGCCGUCGAGCCUGAGAUUGACCUCAACGCGCCCGACUUCCCGGAAGUGUCCGCACAGACGGGCCUCCGCCCCGCCACGUUCACCGUCCGCAUGACCGUCAGCUCGGGCACGUACGUGCGUAGUAUCGUCCACGACAUCGGGCUGGCGCUUGGUUGUGGUGCGCAUGUCGUGAAGCUCACUCGCACGAGGCAGGGCGAGUUUGUGCUGAGCGAGGACGACGUCAAGCGCGUCGACGAGCAGGAGGCGCCGGUGGAGGUCAAGGAAGAGAUCAAGGAAGAGGAGAUCGAUCCCGAGGAGGCCGCGAUGAACGCCGAGGAGGAGGAGAUGAACGCGCUCAACGCAGCCGCGGCGUCUGCGCCAUCGUAUGCGGCCGCGGAGAAGAUGACGCACAAGCCCGGGCCAACGACGGCGUGCAUCCCCUGGGCGGUGUUCGAGCGGGCGAUUGCGGAGCGCGAAGCGAGGCGAACGGCGGAACAGAACGAGAUCGACGAGCUCAAGGCGUGCGAGGUGCCGUUCAGCGAGAUCAGAAACAAGCUGCGGGAGCAGAAGGAGAUGCGCGAAUACGGCGAGCUCGCCGAGUGGGAGCAGGCGGUGGUGGAGCGCUUCCACUCGGUGCCCAUCCCCGUCGUGCGCGACUCCAAGAGCCGCGCCGAGGGCGUCUACUUCCGCAAGUAGGCGGGCGGGGGGCGGAGCACCCAGCCCGGUGUUAUUAGAUUAGCCACAUACCACCGAUCUCAUUCGAGACGUUAUGCAAUGCCAUCA